UUUUCAUUUCUAGUUAAAUCGUCUAUAGUCUAGGACUCUAGAACAAACAAAAUCUUUACAAGGCAAUAUUACUGUCACGUUCGUUUUCAGAGUAGCUAUUUAUUAUAUUGAAAGUUAUAUUGACACAUGUUGCUGUAUACUUCAACGCGCUUUAUACUCGGAUUUCUUAUUUUUAUUGCGUUCAACUUUUCACCAUCUCAAGCUUGUUCGAUAUGGAUACCAAUUAAUCCUACAGAAUACUCACAAACAUACAUCACUAAAUCAGAUUCAAAUGCAAACACAAGUCGUCCUUUAGGAUACUUGGUUUCCACAGCUGUAUUUGGUGCGACAGACCUAUCAUGCGUCGUCGUAGGAGACACAGGAGGAAACGGAAAACAUAUUGAGAUUAAUUUAGAUAUUGGAGAUGGAACAAUUUGCAUUAAUGACCGUGGCGUUAAAAACUGUUUCUCCGACUCCGGAACAUUGUGCACGACAACUGUGGGUGACAGUAUGACGUUUAGUUUUGACUGCAAGUCUUGCGAAGGAAGUCAAGUAACCUUUUGGUAUAGAGUUUUUUUGGAAGAACUCGAAAAUGGAGAGACAAGUUAUGACGAGAAUUGGUGUCAAACAAGACAAUUGGAUUUGCCUAGAAGUCUAAAGCCUGCGAAAAUUCCUGUCAAUAUUCCCACACCUGUGGACUAUAACCCCGGAGGAAGUGCCAGUGCCAUAAAAAUUCACGUAAUUUUUAUUGUAAUUCCGGCUUCGGUGACAUAUAUGUUUGGGGCAAUACUUCAAAUUUGACUUUCUGAUAUCUUUUUAUAUUUCCAAUUAAAUCCAAAAAAAUGCAUUUAUUUUAGUAGCAUAGAAAAGAGAUUACGGUAAUUAUAACGUACUUUGCUUUGAUUUGCUUAUUAAUCACAAUAAUCCGAGGAAAGAUGUUGAGUGUAGGGCUUGAAAUGGCUAACCGAUUUCAGAUGGUCAAGUAAUGUAUCGAAAAAAAUGUUUUGGUAUUGUGAUAUUUAGCUAUGGAUUUACUACGUGAAUGAGAUGUUUUGGUGAUACGAUUUUUUGAAAUAAA
Styela clava is the source of this 1057-nucleotide messenger RNA. RefSeq lists its product as uncharacterized. Lineage: Eukaryota; Metazoa; Chordata; Ascidiacea; Stolidobranchia; Styelidae. The record is from RefSeq and is a predicted model, not a curated record.